AUGUCGGGAGCGAAACAGAGACAGGAAGACGGACACAGCAAGACAUACACACACGAAGAUCGGACUGCACAGCGGGGUAGGGAGACCGUCAAGGGACAGAAGACAGGAGGUAGGGAAAAGGUGAUAGACACGCUCGUGGGGUGCACCAAAAGGAGGCUUUUCAGCGUCUGGGGCGUCGCAAACAAAAUCAGGCCCGUUGGAUCUGUCCUGGAAAAUUCGCAAGAUGGCAAAACGGACCAAAAGGGACACUUCAUCGGAGGCAGCAGACAAUGCAAGCGGGGAAAGCAGAGACAUGGACAACGAGGCAGGCAAUGGCAACGAGAAAAGCAGGAGGCUGAAGCGCGGGAGAGACCCAUUCAGAGACAGGAUCAGACAGGGGCGGCAGGAGGCAAGAAGGGGGGCUUCGAGACAGACACUGUCAGCCGGAAGCGACAGCAUGACAGGAGGAGAAGAAAAAGCAAGGCCCCGACUGGAAAAUACACAGCGUCAGACAGACGCAGAGAGGACAGAAGAAGGGGGGAGACAAGACAGGAGGAGGCAGGAGGUGAGACACAUAGGAGAGAGGUACACGAGACAGAAAAGGACGGCAAACACAGAAGGGAAGUAGGGACGCAAAGAGAAAAGGCCAGAGGGACAGUAGAGGGCGUAAAGGAGAGCCUCCCCCUUGAGAAUGGGACAGGAAAUGCCAGGGACAGACGAGACGGGUGA
Eimeria mitis is the source of this 708-nucleotide messenger RNA. RefSeq lists its product as uncharacterized. Bases 1 to 708 code for a protein of 235 amino acids. The record is from RefSeq and is a predicted model, not a curated record. The transcript is spliced from 2 exons. Lineage: Eukaryota; Apicomplexa; Conoidasida; Eucoccidiorida; Eimeriidae.